AUGGCAUCGUCACCGGCACCAAACCCAUUAUCUGCCCACGUCGCUAAAGGCUUCCCCAUAAUCCUGGACGGCGCGCUAGCAACAUACCUGGAGACUUUGGGAGCAGACAUAAGCGGCGCAUUGUGGUCCGCAUCCAUACUGCUUGAUCAGCCAGCCCUCAUAAAACAAACACAUCUCGACUACUAUCGCGCAGGCGCAAAUGUUGCAAUCACAGCAUCCUACCAAGCCUCCAUUCCGGGACUAGUCAAGCACCUGGGCUUGAGUGAAGAAGAAGCCCGGAAAGUCGUAAGCAAAAGCGUGGAACUAGCCCAGCGAGCAAGAGACGAAUAUGUCACCGAGACAAAUGAGGAUGUUCGAAGUAAAUUGUUCAUAGCGGGGAGCGUAGGCCCGUAUGGCGCAUUCCUUUCAGAUGGCUCAGAAUACCGAGGCGACUAUUCCAUUCCUCAAGACGAAAUGAAGGACUUCCACCGCGGCCGCAUCCAAGCCCUCGUGUCCGCCGGCGCCGACAUCCUAGGCAUCGAGACGAUACCAUCCAAAGGCGAAACUGAAGCUCUCCUCGACCUGCUCACCACAGAAUUUCCUAACACGGAAGCUUGGUUUGGCUUCACAUUACGGGAUGGCUCUCACAUCAGCGACGGCACACCCAUCUCUGAGAUCGCAGCACUUUUUGAUGAUGUGGAACAGGUAGUUGCUCUAGGCUUCAACUGUGUGCCAGAUGAUUUGGGGUUGGCUGCUCUGAAGACUUUGAAGCCAUUGGUGAAGAGGGGGACCUUGAUGGUGUAUCCCAACUCUGGUGAGCAAUGGAAUGCGAAGGCGAGGGAGUGGGAAGGCAAGAGAACGGAAGGUUCGACGUUGGCUGAGAAGACGAUGGAGUGGAACGAGGCUGGAGCUGGUCUUAUCGGAGGGUGCUGUCGGACCACACCCGAGGAUAUUGGUAUCAUGAAAAAGGCACUCGAGAAAGGGAACUAA
Alternaria incomplexa is the source of this 969-nucleotide messenger RNA. RefSeq lists its product as uncharacterized. Gene Ontology annotation, biological process: S-methylmethionine cycle. Gene Ontology annotation, molecular function: S-adenosylmethionine-homocysteine S-methyltransferase activity. The record is from RefSeq and is a predicted model, not a curated record. Lineage: Eukaryota; Fungi; Ascomycota; Dothideomycetes; Pleosporales; Pleosporaceae. The transcript has a single exon. Bases 1 to 969 code for a protein of 322 amino acids.